GCAGGUGUAACCUGAAGUAGACAGCCGGAAUAAAUAUCCCGGCUAAAGCCAUCAUCAUCAUCAUCUCAUGGCUGGGAUUUAACAAAAUGAUACAAAUUCAAAUUAUUUUGGGGUUCCCCAGACAGGAAACAUCAGUUUUCACUGAGAAAAUUAUGAGCGCUAUUAUGCAGUCAGGAACUCCAUCGCCUUCGACGGAUCUCCACACUCCGCUUUCUGUAAUUCAUGGCUUCGUAAAAGCCGUUGAAAACGGCUCAAUAUGCAAAGAACUCGCCCAAGAAUGCAUUCUUUAUGUUUUUGGGCAUAACAUUCAAGGUGUUUCUAAAGCCACACGCUAUUUGAGCGCUGAAAUCAAGAAUGUAUUCGAGCACGAGCAUUUCGAGGAGGCAUGCUUUCUGAGAGAAGGACUGGAGAUCAUCAUGAAGGAACGGUUUGCUCGAACCUUUGACAUCGAGCGACGUAAGACCUCGCAUCUAUGCAUGGAUCGUAAUGUCUACAAUGUGCCUGGUGACAUACUGGUGACCCCACCGCGUCCAGCCAACUUCGACAUGGACAAGUUACAAUUCAUCGAGGCCACUGGCACGCUGAAGCGUUUGAGGGAUAGCGAAUCAGGUUACACUUUUGGUAUAGGACACUCUGCUGCAAUUCACUUGACUUUGGGCUAUCGACACCACAGUCAAGGCAUCGAGAUCUACCUGGCAGUAUAUGAAAAGUAUUAUCCCAUCAGCGUGAACAUGUCAUCCUUGCCCUAUAAUCCACCGAAUGGUAACGACACAGAAGAGGAUUCUUAAUCAAUUCUUGCAGUUCUGGGUACCCAAUUUUCAGGAUCUUAAAAAGUAUUUCAAAGUUUCGGUAGCACAAUUUGGCAUUGGCGUUUGGUGGACCACAAGAAAACUACCAUAAAUAAAUUCCGGGCUAUUCGCAACUAUUUGUACCUGUUGUACUUUCGACAAAUAUGUUUUGUGUUUUAUAAAGUCUGUUUAUUUAUAACUGUUAAAAAUUUAUAUUCCAUGCUUCAAAUACUCCUUAUUCGGAAUUUGUUAAAUUUGAUCUUAGAAAAAUGAGAAAGUGUUUGGAAUUACUUGUUUUUGAAUAUUAAUCAAUAAAAAAUUGUGUUGUAGUCGCCA
Drosophila rhopaloa is the source of this 1124-nucleotide messenger RNA. Its product is annotated as cell cycle negative regulator roughex-like. The transcript is spliced from 2 exons. The record is from RefSeq and is a predicted model, not a curated record. Bases 87 to 788 code for a protein of 233 amino acids. Lineage: Eukaryota; Metazoa; Arthropoda; Insecta; Diptera; Drosophilidae.